Messenger RNA from Daucus carota subsp. sativus, 1601 nucleotides. Its product is annotated as PHAF1 protein At3g51130. The record is from RefSeq and is a predicted model, not a curated record. The transcript is spliced from 15 exons. Bases 198 to 1409 code for a protein of 403 amino acids. NCBI's taxonomy places the organism in Eukaryota, Viridiplantae, Streptophyta, Magnoliopsida, Apiales, Apiaceae.
AACGACACGCAAGCACAAAACAAGCAGCAGUUAGAAAUAAGCGUAGUCGGCUAAACAAGACAAGAGUUUGAGUUUGAGUUCGAUCGAUCAAAACCAAAAAAAAUCCAGAGAUAAUUUAGGGAAAAUCAAAGCCCAGAAACUAACAAAUUACUCGCAAUUAUAAUUCAAGAUAAAGUAUAAGUAAGAGAUAAAUAACAAUGUUGCAAAGGCCUACUCGACGCAGAUGUGAGAGCACCGCUAUGGGCGCUAUCGUUCUCGAUCUUCGUCCCGGUCUCGGUAUCGGACCCUUCUCUCUCGGUAUGCCGAUUUGCGAAGCAUUUGCUCAAAUAGAACAACAGCCUAAAAUCUAUGAUGUUGUUCAUGUCAAAUAUUUUGAUGAGGAGCCUUUGAAGUUGGAUAUCGUUAUAAGCUUUCCAGAUCAUGGAUUCCAUCUCCGCUUCGAUCCUUGGUCACAGAGGCUGCGGCUUAUUGAAAUAUUUGAUAUAAAACGGCUCCAAAUGCGUUAUGCGACAUCCUUGAUAGGAGGGCCGUCAAGUUUAGCUACCUUUAUUGCGGUGUAUGCUCUUUUUGGGCCUACUUUUCCUGGGAUUUAUGACAAGGAUAGAGGUGUUUACACCCUACUUUAUCCGGGGCUGUCUUUUGCUUUUCCGAUUCCAUCACAAUACACAGAGUGCUUUCACGAUGGAGAAGCUGAAUUACCUUUGGAAUUCCCUGACGGCACAACUCCUGUUACAUGCCGUGUUUGUAUAUACGACAGUUCUACAGAUAGUAAAGUUGGAGUAGGCUCGUUGAUGACAAAGGCAUCUAUCCCUCCCUUACCCACUGGCAGUCUUUACAUGGAAGAAGUUCAUGUGAAGCUUGGGGAAGAGAUAUGGUUUACUGUUAGGGGACAACAUAUCCCCUUUGGUGCAUCCCCACAGGAUGUAUGGACUGACUUGGGCCGUCCUUGCGGAAUCCACCAAAAACAGGUUGACCAGAUGGUGAUUCAUUCGGCAUCUGAUCCUAGGCCACGGACGACUAUCUGCGGGGACUACUUCUACAAUUAUUUUACCUGUGGAUUGGAUAUCCUAUUCGAUGGACAGACACACAAGAUUAAGAAGUUUGUUCUUCAUACCAAUUUUCCUGGGCAUGCAGAUUUUAACUCGUACAUGAAAUGCAAUUUUGUUAUUUACAGUCCUGAUUCUGAAAGGAAUCAACAAGAAGCGGACCCUUCUAAACACAGAAUCACACCCAGCACAAAGUGGGAUCAAGUGAAGGAAAUCCUUGGGGAUUGUGGCAGAGGUGCUAUUCAAACUCAAGGCUCAGCUAGCAAUCCUUUUGGAUCUACUUUCGUAUAUGGUUAUCCAAAUAUUGCAUUCGAGGUCAUGAAGAAUGGCUACAUUGCGACUGUUACCCUGUUCAAAUCUUAAUGAAAUGUUGGUUGCUGUUGGGAGGGUUGUACAGUUAAACUGCGGUGGAAGAAUGUUGUAUAUAAACUAUCUAAUAUUCUAAUAUACUUGUUCCCAUGUAAAAAAAGUGCUAUCGCUGUAAAGUUCGUAACAUGUGAUCCGCAAUUGAAUAUACAUAUAAUAGAUUAUAACUGAUUGUCCGUUGCCUUUUCA